This is a messenger RNA of Cryphonectria parasitica EP155, 3894 nucleotides long. Its product is annotated as family 1 glycosyltransferase. Lineage: Eukaryota; Fungi; Ascomycota; Sordariomycetes; Diaporthales; Cryphonectriaceae. The transcript has a single exon. Gene Ontology annotation, biological process: carbohydrate metabolic process. Bases 1 to 3894 code for a protein of 1297 amino acids. The record is from RefSeq and is a predicted model, not a curated record. Gene Ontology annotation, molecular function: hexosyltransferase activity; UDP-glycosyltransferase activity.
AUGACCAUCCAAACUCCCUCGGAAAAGGGCCAGCUAGUCCCAGAGAACAUCGUGCAGCAAUCUAUACUUCAGCAAGCAGAAGCUGUCAUUGCUGCUCAGACCAAUCCCGCAAGACCCACAAGACAGGAGGCCCUCCUGCAAACGACUGACCUCAUCGAUCCCGAUCCGGCCGAGGACGACAUUCCCCCUCCUGCGUAUGGCAAUAGCUAUGGCGAGAUCCGCAACGAAAAAGACGGCCUGGGCACUAUUGCUCACGUCACCGACGACGGCCGUGUAAACAUCCACAUCAAUCAAUUCAAUCGGCGUUUGUCUCAGAUCUUUACGCCUGCUUUACAUCAACAAGCCCAGAGUGUCCAAGAUAGUCGCCCGUCUCCUCCCCCCUACAUUGACCCUUCCUUGGGAGGCAAGGAGGGAGUUUCUCCACCCCCGCACUUGAACGUCGUUAUCCAAGUUGUGGGCUCGCGCGGAGACGUUCAACCCUUCGUCGCCUUGGGCAAAGUCCUAAAAAACACCUAUGGCCAUCGCGUACGUCUGGCAACUCAUCCCAACUUCAAAGACUUUGUGCAGGAGAAUGGCCUUGAAUUCUUCAGCAUCGGUGGCGACCCCUCCCAGCUGAUGGCAUUUAUGGUCAAGAAUCCCAGCCUGAUGCCGGGCUUUCGCAGUCUACUAAGUGGAGAUGUUGGUCAGAGAAGAAGAGAUGUUGCUGAGUACAUUCAAGGCUGUUGGCGAUCAUGUUACAAAGCCGGUGACGGAAUGGAUCUUGGUGCUACAGACGAUGGCAUUUCCGAGCUCUCUGGAAGUGACCUUGGCUUCGAGCCUGCAGCAAGACCCUUUGUUGCCGACUGCAUCAUUGCCAACCCCCCAAGCUUUGCCCAUAUCCAUUGCGCUGAGAAGCUGGGCAUUCCUCUCCACAUCAUGUUCACUAUGCCAUAUUCUCCCACCCAGGCCUUUCCCCAUCCGCUGGCAAACAUUAAAUCUUCCAAUUCCGACCCUCAACUUACUAAUUACAUAAGCUAUGCUAUGGUCGAACUCCUCUCGUGGCAAGCCCUAGGCGACAUCAUCAACCGAUUUCGCGCGAAGUGUCUCGGUUUGGAUCCUGUGAGUCUGAUCUGGGGCCCCGGUAUGCUCCAUCGUCUCAAGGUUCCUCAUACCUACUGCUGGUCUCCGGCCCUGAUACCUAAACCGAAAGACUGGGGCCCUCACAUAUCCAUAGCCGGGUUCUACCUUCUCAACUUGGCCUCUAACUACACCCCUACACCUGACCUUCAGGCAUUUCUGGACGCCGGUCCACCCCCCGUCUACAUAGGAUUCGGGAGCAUUGUUUUGAGCGAUCCAAAUGCGAUGACGGAGCUCAUCUUUGAGGCCGUGAGGAAGACUGGCCAGCGUGUUCUGCUUUCCAAAGGCUGGGGAGGCAUGGGCGCGGACGAGCUUCGUAUUCCCGGCGGCGUCUUCAUGCUAGGCAACGUGCCGCACGAUUGGCUUUUCAAGCACGUCUCGUGCGUCGUUCAUCAUGGCGGCGCAGGAACCACAGCAGCAGGCAUUACCGCAGGCCGGCCAACUCUAGUCGUUCCCUUCUUUGGAGACCAGCCUUUCUGGGGCGCCAUGGUUGCGCGAGCAGGCGCCGGCCCCGAUCCAAUCCCUCACAAAGAACUUACAGCGGAAAAGCUAGCCGAUGCCAUCAACUUAUGCCUGAAACCCGAAAGUCUGGAUCGCGCCAAAGAACUCGCAAGCAAGAUCGCGGCGGAGCGAGGCAGCGACAUGGGUGCUCAGUCGUUUCAUCAAUAUCUUGAGGCUGACCGACUCCGUUGCACUCUUGCACCUUCUCGACCUGCUGUUUGGCGCAUCAAACGCACCCAGGUCAGGUUGAGUGCUUUUGCUGCCUGUACUUUGGCAAAUGCAAAUCUUUUGGACUUCCAUGACUUGAAGCUCUUUCGACCACAAGAACAUUACACUGACGAGGGUCCUUGGGACCCAAUAUCCGGAGGUACUAUGGCAUUUGCUGGGGCGUUCGGCAGCAUGCUAAUGGGGGUGGUCGAUUUUCCCUCAGAGACGUUGAAAGCUUUGCAUAUUCCGUCUGGGUCCAGUCGAAAGCAGUCCCAAGCAUCAGUGCCGAAAAUCGCAAGGAAAAGCGAGACCUCACAUGUGGAGGAAUGGUCAACUCCGGCAACUUUGUCCGAACAAAGUCAGACGAGCUUGGAUGUGCAGGAAUCUCUUGUUCGUGCUCGGAGCCCUCCCGAUCUCUCCAGUCUGUCGUCUCCCACUUCCAACAUUGGAUCAAGCUCUGUGGCCAAUAUACUGCAAGGCCAGUUGAGUCUCAAACAAGCCGACGCUAGCCGAAGUCGAGUCCGCAGUCGAAAUGAUUCUGGCUCCGGCCAGGACCGUGACAUGCUGCGCCAGACUGGUGCACACACGAGCAAAGGCCUCGGGCGGAUCGUAAAGGCGAUUGUUCAGGGACCCAUGGAAAUCUCAGUGAGCUUUACCAAAGGGCUUCACAAUGUCCCUAAGCUUUUGGGAGACGAUACCGUGCGCCCUCAAGAACAAGUCAGUGAUUUCAGGUCAGGCGCCAAAGCAGCAGGAAGAGAGUUUGGUCUUGGCUGGUACGAUGGCGUUACUGGGCUGUUUACUCAGCCCUGGAAAGGCGCCCAGAAAGAGGGUACUACCGGCUUCUUAAAAGGAAUCGGCAAAGGGAUCGGAGGAUUUCUGACCAAACCAACCGCAGGUCUCUUUGGCAUCCCCGGUUAUAUGAUGAAGGGGGUACACAAAGAGGUACAGAAAUUAUUCGGCAGCAAUGUACAGAAUCAUAUCGUUGCGUCCAGGACAGCUCAAGGAUACGACGAGUGGCUGCAGAGCUCCGAUGCAGAGAAGCAAGACGUCAUCGUUCGGUGGGGGCUGAUCCAUAAAUACCUGAAGAAAAGACUCGAUCCUGACGAGAUGAUGCGAGAUGUUCUGGAAGCACAGCGAAAGAAGAACAUGGAGGAUAAAGAGGACCGCCAAAAUUGCGGACGUACCGCGAGUGCCGCUCAGUCCGCCAACAGUGCAGAUGCUCCAACUCAAGUUCCCCAAAGUGUCAUACUCGCCGCGAACGGUUCACAGUCUCCUCUGCGCCCUGCCAACACGGACUCCGAAGAAUCGCUGGGAGCGGUUGACAUAAACGAAACCAUCCGACUGUCAACUCAGGAAAUGUCAUGUGGAGACGCAGAAGAAGAUGCGGAUGUGGAGCGGGCGGUUCAGGGAAAUGUGUCUCAGCUUCAGCGCCAACAGCUAGAAGCCGCAGGUCAUCAGGCAGACCAAGAGAAUCUGUGCCAAGCGGUGGCGGCCAGCGAAGCCGAAGCUCAGCGACAUGCAAAGGAAGCAAUGGAAUAUGAGAUACAGCUGAAGCGAGUCAUGGCGCAGAGUCUAAGGGAACAGAGACAGAGGGGCAGCAACAGUGAGUGGGAGUCGGUUAUGGGUAUCGAUGACGAGGAAGAAGAGGAGUUUCAGCGGGCAAGAGGAAAACCUGAAAAGAUGGCGGAGAAGGCGGAAGCCGUGGCUGGUGGGUUAUCAGGCUUCCAGCGACUCCCUUUGUAUGAUCCAGGGCACCUCGCGGGCACCACGCAAAGUGAGUUUGACAUGCAACAACAGGGACAGCAUAGGGAGAAAACGACACAAGAGAAGACGGAAGAAGAGGUUGUGAUGGAGUACGUGAAGAAGCAAAGCCUUUUGGAAGCGCAGCAUCAGAACAAGGGCAAGGGUCGUGCCACAGCGACAGAGGCUACAGACGAUGAAGACUUGCAAAAGGCAUUGAAGUUGAGCAUGCAAGAACACGAACAUAAUGCGGAGUAUCGGUACGGGGAAGCUUCAGGGACGUGCGUGGGACCUCACAAGGCAGCCAAUACGAGUUGGCCUGCACGGUAG